Molecule: messenger RNA, 1068 nt
Organism: Sugiyamaella lignohabitans
Lineage: Eukaryota; Fungi; Ascomycota; Dipodascomycetes; Dipodascales; Trichomonascaceae
Product: putative agrin-like
Exons: 1
Coding region: 1-1068 (355 amino acids)
Source: RefSeq, a predicted model, not a curated record
AUGGUGACUGUCGUAUGUGAUGUUGAUGCGGAUGAUGCCAAGAUGCUAGUCACACCGGCGCCCAUCUCACUCGAACUAGAGGCACCGGCAGAUGUCGCGUUUGAACUCGUACCACUUGGAUUUACAGAAGCAGGCGAAGAUACCGAAAUUGAAGUGGUGCUUGACUUGCCAGAUGGGUCCGAGCUCUUGAUCGUUGAAGAAAUUGCGGAACUGGUGGCAGAACUAGAAGUAGGACUAACAGUGGAGGAAACAGCAGAAGAAGAAGCAACGGCAGAAUUAGCGGCAGAAUUAGCAGCAGAACUAACAGCAGAACUAACAGCGGAGCUGACAGCAGAAGAACCAACGGCAGAACUAGCAGCAGAACUAGCGGCAGAGCUAACAGCAGAAGAGCUAACAGCAGAAGAGCUAACAGCAGAAGAGCUAGCAGCAGAAGAGCUAACAGCAGAAGAGCUAACAGCAGAAGAGCUAACAGCAGAAGAGCUAACAGCAGAAGAACCAACUGCAGAACUAGCAGCAGAACUAGCGGCAGAGCUAAUAGCAGGAGAACUAACGGCAGAAGAACCAACGGCAGAAGAACCAACGGCAGAACUAGCGACAGAGCUAAUAGCAGGAGAACUAACGGCAGAAGAGCUAACAGCGGAGCUAAGAGCCGAAUUAGCUGCUGAACCAGCUAAAGAACUUGAGGUGAAACCAGAAGAAGAGACAAUAACAGAGCUAGCAGAAGUAGUGGCGGAACUGGACUCUGCUGAAGUACUGGGAGCAGCAGAAGUGGAUGAGUUCCACGACAUGGCACGUCGUUCCAAAUACGGCAUUGGACCCUCACGAUAUAGUCGAUAUGGCCCAGAUAUAAGAGAGGCAUCUGAGUGCUCCAGAAUUGCUCCUUGGGCCGAGCCAACUGCCGCGACGGCAAAAGUCACGAACACUGAUCUAACAAAUGAGUUCAGCAUUGGUGGUGAUGAAAAUAGCUUUUUGUGUUUGGGUUGUAUACGACUAACUAGCAGGGAAGAAGUGUCUUUAAAUAGUCCGGAGAAUUCAAACUCGGCUCAAUCCGUUGCUACUUCAGAGUAA